This is a messenger RNA of Suillus clintonianus, 1829 nucleotides long. RefSeq names its product kinase-like domain-containing protein. The transcript has 6 exons. Gene Ontology annotation, biological process: protein phosphorylation; intracellular signal transduction. Gene Ontology annotation, molecular function: protein serine/threonine kinase activity; ATP binding. The record is from RefSeq and is a predicted model, not a curated record. Gene Ontology annotation, cellular component: nucleus; cytoplasm. Bases 163 to 1485 code for a protein of 440 amino acids. Lineage: Eukaryota; Fungi; Basidiomycota; Agaricomycetes; Boletales; Suillaceae.
CAAGACGCUUCACAUAAAAAUCAGCUCCAGAACUUGACAACUGUGAUCUGCACAAUGACAAGUCCCGAGCAAGCGUAAACCAUCUGCGAUGAAUUGGUUGCAUUACGUCUCCGCGCAUAACAUGCCACUGCCGCGUGUUUAUAACCCUUCGAACAAACCUCGAUGUCGCCCGAGGAAAACAGUGAACACGGACGGGAGCAGUCAGGAAUUGGCUUGCCUUGUUCCACCUCGGCGAAACUGCACACUACUACUGGAUUGAUUUCUUCCGUUGGUAUUCCUCAUCUGUCCGUCCACGCAGGCGACGAUUCUACAACAAGCUCACAUCGAUCGUUUAUUGCCAUUAAGAGUCUUGGAGAGGGCUCCUUUGGAUCAGUAUUCCUAUGUGACUGGCAUGGAGAUUUGCCACAUGAAGUGCCACCACCUUCUGCGAUUCAUGUAAAUGGUGUCACGAGGCCAGAAUUGACAGGUAUGCGUUUGGUGGCUGUAAAGAAACUGAAGCGACGGUGGGAACAUGGUUGGGACGAGUGUCAGCAUCUCAAGGAGCUCAAGGCGCUCCGUGCAUUAGCACCCCAUCCAUGCGUCGUCCCUUUCUAUGACGUCUUUCUCUCAAGAGAAACUUCGGAGCUGUACUUCGUUUUUGAAGCUAUGGAACGCAACCUAUACCAAUUCAUGAGAGCUCGCAAAGGGCGACUAUUGGCCACCGGCCUUUUAUCUUGCAUCUUUCAACAAAUAGCAGCUGGACUGCACCACAUUCACUCUUCGGGCUAUUUCCAUCGCGAUAUGAAACCUGAAAAUAUUCUCGUUGGGACGUCGGGGCUCUCCCAGUCGCAACCAGACGGAGGUGAUCAGAAUGAUGUUGCAAUUAUCUGCAAGAUUGCAGAUUUUGAUUCUGCAAGGGAGAUAUCGAGCACGCCGCCUUACACGGAGUAUGUCUCAGCUCGGUGGUAUCGCGCCCCCGAGGUGCUGCUGAAGCAGAGAGACUAUUCUACACCGGUGGAUAUGUGGGCCCUCGGAGCGAUCAUGGCCGAGCUGGUGAACUUAAGGCCCAUGUUUCCUGGUUCUGGAGAAGUAGAUCAGAUCAACCGAAUCAUCAAAGUGCUUGGCGACCCGGCAGAUUAUGGCAUGGACGAACGCGGAAGAUUUUACGGAGGUGGUCCAUGGUCCCAUGGCUUGGAGUUGGCGAGGGGUCUUGCCUUCAAAUUUCCUCAGACUGAACCGAGAGAUAUAUACGCGAUAUUCGACAAGAACACACCUCGCCAACUCGUCAACUGCAUCUCCGAUCUCCUCAAGUUUGACCCCAAGUUGCGCCUUACUAGUAAACAGUGUCUCGCUCAUGAAUACCUCGAGGAAUGGCGGCCGGAAAAUUUUCCCCAUAUGCCCCCCGAACAAGACAUUCACCCCCAGAUCUCAACAACAGCACAGGAUUCGUACAUGAUCAACGCAACGUGCGAGUUCACCGUUGUCAUGAAAUCGGCUUUGGAGUAGACUGUACCAGUACUAUUUGACAAAUUUGCCUAAAUUGGUGGGUUGUACGGAGCCGUUCAAAACAUCUCUUUCUGAUGGCACUUGUUUCUGUGUAUGAUAGGAGAGGAAUCAUGCGGCUUUAGAGCUGGACUUCUGCCGUUUGAUCAGUGAAUUCGAUGAUAGCGUGGAUGGCCCGUGUUCUCCGCUAUGAACGGAUGAUGAGUGUGCUAUUAAUUUGGUUCAUGUUUGACGGCGGAGGUCAGCGCUGUACGGCCUGUGUCGUGUGGUCAUAGGAAGGAUGACAAUUGAAAAACGCGCCCAUCUUGCCAAACGUGGUGACCCUGAAAUUUCGCAAAGUUCGAAGC